AUGUUCACCGUGCUCUCCGAUAAAGAUAUCCAGCGAAUUCUCCAAAAUCUAUCCCACGGCGAGCUCGACGGCCUGACUCAAGCCCUGGAGAAAGCCCUCAUACAAUACUCCACCCAGAAUGACCAUCAAUACCAACCGCACCGCGCAACGAUCACCCGCCCAUCCGGACAAGUCAGCCUCUUUAUGCCUGCGACAACCGAGAGUCUAGUCGGCGUCAAGAUCGUGGGAGUCGCCCCGUCACCGGAUCCCUCCACCCUCCCGCCGGGCACGAAACCCCAGGCCGGCUUGAAGAGCGCGUUAACGCUGUGCGAUGACGUUGGUCAGGCUAUCGGGAUUCUAAAUGCCGCAGAGCUGACGGCGUUCCGUACUGCGCUGGGCUCGAUGCUGCUGUAUAAAACGCGGAAGCGUACCGAGAAGAUUGUUGUUUUUGGUGCGGGGAAGCAGGCACUGUGGCAUGUGCGGCUUGCGGUGCUUCUCAGAGGGAAGGAUAUCAUGCGGGUCACUAUCGUGAAUCGGUCGGGUCAGAGGGCGCAAGAGCUGGUGGAGACGCUGACGAGCGAUUCGGGGUGGCCAGAGCAUGUCACAAUAGGAGCAGUCGAGCAACCUGAGUCCGAAGAGUUGGAGAAGCUGGUGUCGGAGGCUGAUGUAAUUUUCUGCACCACUCCCAGCAGGGUGCCUCUGAUUCUUGCAUCCUUUCUCACGUCUGAAAGUGCAAGGGAGAAGUCUAGGUAUAUCGCUGCUAUAGGCUCGUAUCGCCUUGAUAUGGCAGAGAUUGACCCUGAGCUGUUGAAAAAGGUGGCAGAUCCAUCCGGUGAGUUCUCGAGCCAGGUCUGGCGGGGAUCGAUCACUGUUGAUAGUCGAGAGGGAUGUUUGCAGGAGGCGGGAGAGCUGGUCAGCUCAGGGGUGGCAGCUGAAAAUUGGCUAGAGGUGGGUGCUAUCAAAGGAGACUGUUCGCCUGAGAUGGAUGACUGGCUCAAGAACGGUUUCGUGAUAUACAAGAGCGUGGGUAUCGGUAUCAUGGAUCUUGCUGUUGGAAGUGCACUCCUGGAGCUUGCUCGAUCGAAGAAUAUUGGCUUGACGGUCGAGGAUUUUUGA
Messenger RNA from Paraphaeosphaeria sporulosa, 1095 nucleotides. RefSeq names its product ornithine cyclodeaminase. NCBI's taxonomy places the organism in Eukaryota, Fungi, Ascomycota, Dothideomycetes, Pleosporales, Didymosphaeriaceae. The transcript has a single exon. The record is from RefSeq and is a predicted model, not a curated record. Gene Ontology annotation, cellular component: cytoplasm. Bases 1 to 1095 code for a protein of 364 amino acids.